ACUCGAUGAGGGAACAUUGCGGGGUGUUUUAUUCAGAGCAAUUAAUUUCUCUGAAAAGUGAAAUAUAUCUCUGUGCGUGUGAAGAGAGUGUAUAGAUUCCAUAGUGUCUGGAUUCGAUGCCCUCGGAGUGAAGGCAGACAGCAGAGAUGAAGUGUGAUCGGUCAGAGUAUCCGUGCUUAAUUCUCCUGCUCCUCCAGCAGACCUCUGUCUCCAGACCAGAGAUGUUCGAGAUUCUUGUUCCUGCUGAUCCUGUUGUUGCUGAUGCUGGUGAAGAUGUUGUUCUGCCCUGUUACCUCAAACCCAGCGUCAGCGCUGAGGACAUGAGGGUGGAGUGGUUCAGACCUGACUCUGCAGAUGCACAGGUGCAUCUUUACGAGGACAGAGAGAAUAGAAAUGAGAAACAGAUCCCGUCUUACAGAGGAAGGACAGCACUGUUCCCAGAAGAGCUGAAGAAAGGCAAUGCCUCACUAAGGCUUACAGGAGUACAACGCUCUGAUGAUGGACAGUAUAACUGUUUCAUUCAGUCUCCGGUGUGGUACAACAAUGCUGUCUUUUCAGUGAGAGUAAGAGCUGUAGGAACUGAGCCAGUGAUCUCCAUGGAGGGAUACAGAGAAGGGGGGAUCGGCCUGCUGUGUGAAUCUAAAGGCUGGCAUCCUGAGCCUGAACUCAUCUGGCUGGACAGUGAGGGACACAGUCUCCCUGCUGGACCUACAGAGACACUCAGAGACAGUACGGACCUCUUCACUGUGAGACGAAGUGUCAUUGUACAGGAGGGAGACACUAACAGAUUCACCUGUCGAGUUCUACAGCAGUACCUCAGACAGGAGAAGGAGGCAGAGUUUCACAUCCAUGCCGAGAUCUUCCAUCGUGCCCAUCCCUGGAUGGUGGCUUUCGCUGUGUUUUUCACUCUUGCUAUUAUAGGACUUGCUGUUCUAAUCUAUCGCCAUGUGAAACUGCACAGAAAGAAAGAUAAGCUUUCUAAACUGCUGGGUCUACUUUCGCCACUGGAGCUGGAAAGGGUUCAUGGAUAUGCAGAGUUUGAGAGCAUUCGUAGACAUGCAGUGGAUGUGACUCUGGACCCUGACACAGCACAUCCCAGUCUCAUCCUGUCUCAGGAUGGGAAACAAGUGAGACAUGGAGACACACGGCAUGAUCUCCCUGAUAACCCAAAGAGGUUUAAUCCUGAACUAAAUAUCCUGGGAAAGGAGGGUUUCUCCUCACGCAGAUUUUACUAUGAAGUUCAGGUUGGGGAGAAGACUGAUUGGGAUUUAGGAGUGGCCAAAGAGUCCAUCAACAGGAAGGGGACAAUUAUGGUGAGCCCUGAGAAUGGAUACUGGGCUGUGGGACUGAGGUAUGGGAAUAAGUACUGGGCCCUGACUGAUCCCCCUGUCUCCCUCCCUCUGAGAGAGAAUCCCAGGACAGUGGGGGUGUAUGUGGAUUAUGAGGGGGGUCAGGUCACCUUUUACAAUGUGGAGGCCAGGACUCUUGUCUACUCCUUCACUGGCUACACCUUCACUGAGAAACUCUAUCCAUUAUUCAAACCUGGUUUUUAUUAUGGUAAAAACUCAGCCUCACUGAUCAUCUCACCUCUCAGUCAAAAACACGAAUAA
Molecule: messenger RNA, 1610 nt
Organism: Megalops cyprinoides (Indo-Pacific tarpon)
Lineage: Eukaryota; Metazoa; Chordata; Actinopteri; Elopiformes; Megalopidae
Product: butyrophilin subfamily 1 member A1-like
Exons: 11
Coding region: 147-1610 (487 amino acids)
Molecular function (GO): protein binding
Source: RefSeq, a predicted model, not a curated record